Molecule: messenger RNA, 4190 nt
Organism: Punica granatum (pomegranate)
Lineage: Eukaryota; Viridiplantae; Streptophyta; Magnoliopsida; Myrtales; Lythraceae
Source: RefSeq, a predicted model, not a curated record
UAAUUGCAGCAACCACUGUUGCGAGAGAGAGAGAGAGAGAGUGUGUUUUGCAGGUUUGCUGCAGAGGGGGGCUCUGCGUUCUGGCAGGUCGGUUUUUUAACUUUAUCCCCCGUCCUCGCAAAUGGAAUUUGAGUGCUCCGGGUGCGUGCACCCUCCCGAGGUUUCAAACUGCAGACACUGUGGUGGGGCUGCAUGCAUCCGGACCACCCUCGUUCCUCCCCCUCCCUCUCUCGUUUUCCUUCUGUCCUGAUGAAAUAAUUGUCCUUCCCUUCACUCCCUCCUCUCUCUCUCCUCCAUUAAUCCUGCAGUGCAGUUCCCCAUAGUUAGCUUGGCUUCCUUCUCUGCUACAGUUGCAAAAAAUUUCUUCCAUUUUCUUUUUUUCUUUUCUUUUUCCACUGUGGGUGGGUACGCUAAAAAAAAACCUCCUCAAUGGGCAAAUGAAUGUGUUAUAUGUACGCUCAAUUCAAUUGCUCUCUGUUCUAAGGAAUUUUAGAGGGAGAAAGAGAGAGGUAGGGAGAGAGAGGGAGAGAGGGAGGCUGUACCUGUGCCUGUGCCUGAGCCUGAACCUGCCUGACUCUGUGUUGCCAGGGCAGGGUGUGAUGUGAUUGAACAAACAAACAUUAUUGCAUCAAGGGCUUCUGAUUGAGAGUUUGUCCGCACAACGCACAACGCACAACGCACAUGGGUCUUCUUCAAUAUCAACUGGGAAAUUCAUCCUACAAAGAAAAAAACCAAAUCUUUUCUCAUAAAUAUCACUGAGAAGAGAAGAGGGUGCUGAAAAAAAAAAAGCUGUCAAGUGAAGUGAACAUUUACAUGUCGGUGGUGAGAUAACCGGGCCCUCUGUUCCCAGCCUCGGCCCUUCUCUGAUCUUCUUCCUUCCACUCUUCCCAUGUGAAGAACGUGAAGAAGAAGAAGAAGAACAACAACAAAAGGUUUCCUAUCCUUUCCUUUCCUUUUCUCUGACGUUAGAGAAAGAAGCGGCGCGGUCGUUCUUCACUUCACUGACACUGUGAACUGUGAGGGGGAGGGAGUCUGGUCAUGGUGCGUGGAGUUAAGCUCAUUGUCUUCGUGGUCUCCCUGGUCUGCUCCAUCCAAUGUUCGGUGGCCUCAGACGACGGAGCAACACUUUUGGAGAUGAAGAAGGCCUUCAAAGAUGUGGACAAUGUUCUAUAUGAUUGGACGGACUCUCCAUCUUCGGACUACUGUGCUUGGAGAGGUGUCACAUGCGAUAACGUCACUUUUAAUGUCAUUGCACUUAAUUUGUCAGGGUUAAAUCUUGAAGGGGAGUUGUCACCUGUAAUAGGAGAUCUCAAUGGCCUUCUCCAAGUUGACCUUAGCCGAAAUCAGCUCUCAGGGCAGAUUCCAGAUGAGAUUGGUGACUGCUCUUCAUUGACAAGCUUGGACCUCUCGUUUAACAACUUAUAUGGAGACCUUCCAUUCUCAAUAUCAAAGUUGAAACAAUUGGAGACUCUGAUCUUGAAAAACAAUCAGCUGAUUGGACCUAUCCCUUCGACGCUGUCUCAGAUUCCGAAUCUAAAGAUUUUGGACCUUGCGCAGAACAGAUUGAGUGGGGAGAUCCCGAGGCUCAUAUACUGGAAUGAAGUCUUGCAGUAUCUGGGAUUGCGAGGGAACAAUUUGGUGGGCACGCUCUCCCCGGAUAUGUGUCAGCUUACAGGAUUGUGGUACUUCGAUGUCCGAAACAACAGCUUAACUGGCAAUAUUCCUGAGAGCAUAGGCAACUGCACAGCCUUCCAAGUUUUGGACUUGUCUUAUAACCAAUUAACGGGUGAAAUUCCAUUCAACAUCGGGUUCUUGCAAGUAGCCACAUUGUCUUUGCAAGGAAACCGUCUUUCAGGACAGAUUCCAUCAGUCAUUGGACUAAUGCAGGCACUUGCUGUCUUGGACUUGAGCUGCAACAUGUUGACUGGGCCAAUCCCCCCCAUUUUGGGGAAUUUGACUUACACUGAGAAAUUGUACCUGCACGGUAACAGGCUCUCUGGAAACAUUCCAUCAGAACUUGGGAAUAUGUCAAAGCUUCACUACUUGGAACUGAACAAUAACCAUCUCACUGGACAUCUUCCACCAGAGCUCGGGAAGCUCACUGAGUUAUAUGACCUAAAUGUAGCAAACAAUAAUCUUGAAGGGCCGAUACCAGAGAACAUUAGCUCAUGCACAAAUCUCAACAGUCUGAACAUGCACGCAAACAAAUUUAAUGGGACUAUUCCUCCUUCGUUCCAGAAGCUUGAGGUGAUGACAAAACUGAAUCUUUCUUCAAACAACCUCGGAGGUUCCAUUCCAAUCGAGCUGUCCCGGAUAGGCAAUCUCGAUAUUCUGGACAUUUCCGAUAACAAUCUCAGCGGCUUCAUUCCUUCUUCACUCGGUGACUUAGAACACCUUCUGAAGCUGAAUCUGAGCAGAAAUUAUCUCACUGGAAAUAUUCCUGUCGAAUUUGGUAACCUAAGGAGCAUAAUGGACAUUGAUCUUUCCAGCAACCACCUUUCCGGAUUGAUACCUGAAGAGCUUAGCCAGCUUCAGAACUUGUUCUCAUUGAGACUAGACCACAACAAUCUGUCGGGUGAGGUGAUGGUGCUGAUGGACUGUCUAAGCCUGACUAUGCUCAAUGUUUCAUACAACAACUUAGCCGGUUAUCUACCUGCAAGGAAUAACUCCUCUAGGUUUUCUCCGGACAGCUUUAUUGGAAAUACCAAUCUCUGUGGUUAUUGGGCAAAUUCGCCCUGCCAUACUUCUCGUCCAACUGAUCGAGUGACCAUAUCCAAAGCUGCAAUACUUGGGAUUGCACUAGGAGCUCUUCUGAUUCUUCUCAUGAUUCUGGUGGCUGCGUGCCGACCUCAAAGUCCGAUACCCUUUCAAGAUAAAUCGCUUGACAAACCAGUUACUUACUCACCACCAAAGCUGGUGAUCCUUCACAUGAAUAUGGCGCUCCAUGUGUACGAGGACAUCAUGAGGAUGACUGAGAAUUUGAGCGAGAAGUACAUAAUUGGUUACGGUGCAUCAAGCACUGUGUACAAAUGUGUUCUCAAGAACUGCAAACCUGUUGCCAUAAAGAGGCUUUACUCUCACUAUCCCCAGUGCUUGAAGGAGUUCGAGACGGAGCUCGAGACGGUAGGGAGUAUUAAACACCGGAAUCUUGUCAGCCUCCAGGGAUACUCCCUCUCCCCUUUGGGGAAUCUCCUCUUUUAUGAUUACAUGGAGAAUGGGAGUCUGUGGGAUCUCCUUCACGGCCCAACAAAGAAGAAUAAGCUUGACUGGGAAACCCGUCUCAAGAUCGCACUUGGUGCUGCUCAAGGGCUGGCUUAUUUACACCAUGACUGUAGUCCUCGAAUCAUCCAUAGGGACGUGAAGUCAUCAAAUAUCCUGUUGGACAAGGACUAUGAGGCGCAUCUCACUGAUUUUGGGAUUGCCAAGAGCCUAUGCCCGACAAAGUCCUAUACCUCGACUUACAUCAUGGGAACAAUAGGCUAUAUUGACCCAGAGUAUGCUCGCACUUCUCGGCUCACGGAGAAGUCCGAUGUUUACAGCUAUGGGAUUGUGUUGCUUGAACUGCUGACGGGCAGGAAGGCAGUCGACAACGAGUCUAACCUCCACCAUCUGGUCCUAUCGAAGACGGCAAGCAAUGCGGUAAUGGAGAUGGUGGACCCAGAGUUAAGCACCACCUGCGAGGACCUUGGGGCCAUAAAGAAAGUCUUCCAGCUCGCGCUCUUGUGCACGAAGAGGCAGCCCAUGGACCGACCCACCAUGCACGAGGUAACACGUGUGCUAGGAAGUCUCAACCCUCUGCCAGUGGCUGCACCAAAGCAGUUGCCUCCUGUCACCUUGAACCUGACAAAGGCUCCAUGCUACAUGGAUGAGUACGCCAACCUCAAGGCCCCAAACAUGGUGAACUGUUCUUCCAUGAGUGCCUCGGAUGCCCAGCUUUUCCUAAAGUUUGGUGAGGUGAUAUCCCAGAAUAGCGAGUUGGGGAACGUUGAGAAGUCCAGUUGAGCCCGGAUUGAUAGAGAAUGGAGUUGAGGUAUCGAUGUGUACAAGGACGUGUGUAGGGAGCAUGUUAGCUAUGUUUUGCUGACUUAGGCAUGUCGAUCAACUCAAAUUGUAUUGUAGUUUAUAUUGAGCUGUCAGUUGACGCUCUGCAAUGCAAGACUAAUCAGGUCCUGCACGAGGCCUUGGAAUGA